Molecule: messenger RNA, 1161 nt
Organism: Cyphellophora attinorum
Lineage: Eukaryota; Fungi; Ascomycota; Eurotiomycetes; Chaetothyriales; Cyphellophoraceae
Product: Cut9-interacting protein scn1
Exons: 1
Coding region: 1-1161 (386 amino acids)
Molecular function (GO): hydrolase activity, acting on ester bonds
Source: RefSeq, a predicted model, not a curated record
AUGGAGUUGAACGAAGAUGAGAAAGCAAUGUGGGAUGUUGGGGUCUUCGAUGCACAUUGCCACCCGACCGACAUCAUGGCCUCUGUCCAGGAUAUUGCUAAGAUGCACGCACGUGUUCUGACAGUCAUGGCCACGCGACGAGAAGAUCAGCCAUUGGUCGUGGACUCGGCGAAGAAGUACUUGCUAGAAGACAAGGUCCAGUACGACAGCGAAAACUAUCGAGGUGUAGUGCCGGCUUUCGGUUGGCACCCGUGGUUUUCGCACCAGAUGGUCGAUGACAGGGGCGCUCAGCCCCACGACCAAAUCGACAUUAUCAGUCACUACAAAUCUGUCCUGAUUCCACAGCCGGACGGCGAUGAUGAAUUUCUUCGAAGCAUCCCCAAGCCACUUUCGCUCAGCCACUAUCUGCAGGCGACCGCUCAGAGAUUAGAGCAAUUCCCUUUUGCGCUUGUAGGUGAGAUUGGGCUCGAUCGCGCGUUUCGACUGCCCAAAGGAGAAUUUCUCAAUCCUGACGAAGUGCUCGAGAAGACUAAGAGUACUGUCCAAGAGCAUACACCGGGCUCGCGCGAGGGCAGGCCGCUCACACCAUAUCGGGUGAACCUUGAGCAUCAGAAAGCGAUACUGAAGGCACAACUUCAGCUCGCUGGCAAGUAUCGGAGGCCGGUCUCCGUUCACAGUGUGCAGACGCACGGGGUUGUCUUCGACUUGCUGUCUGAGCUAUGGGAGGGUCAUGAACGACUGUCGAAACGACAGCGGAAGAGACGCCAAAGCAAUAGCAACACCGAGGCGAAGAGUGAUGUGAUGGAGGUCGACGAUGCCGAAAAGCCGCUUCCAUAUCCACCGCGCAUCUGUAUGCACUCUUACUCCGGUCCUCCGGAGGCUCUGAAGCAGUACCUCGGAAACACCGUACCGGCCGACGUGUACUUCUCAUUUUCGAUUUGCAUCAACUUCUCAACACCAGCAGCAGCGAAGGCAGAGACGGUGAUCAGAGCUGUUCCUGCUGAGAGAAUACUGGUGGAGAGUGACCUGCACUGCGCUGGCGACCGAAUGGAUCAGCUGCUGAAAGAGAUCGUGGUGAAGAUCUGCGAGAUUCGUGGAUGGGGGCUCGAGGAGGGUGCUAGGCAGCUGAAGCAAAACUGGGAGAAGUUCGUUUUUGGAUGA